This is a messenger RNA of Corvus hawaiiensis (hawaiian crow), 966 nucleotides long. RefSeq names its product collagen alpha-1(III) chain-like. The transcript is spliced from 2 exons. Lineage: Eukaryota; Metazoa; Chordata; Aves; Passeriformes; Corvidae. Bases 1 to 945 code for a protein of 314 amino acids. The record is from RefSeq and is a predicted model, not a curated record.
AUGCGGGAGCGCCGGGACACGCGCGGCGGAUCCCACGGGAAGCUCCGGGCGCGGGGCGGCCCGGCGGGAUCGUACCUCCCCUCCGGAGCUCCGGGGAAAGCCGGGAGCCGCGGCGGGAGCGCGGCGGCCUCUCCGCCUCGGCCGCCCUCCUCCUGCGCUCCCCGUCCCCUGCGGGACAGGGAAAGCCCCGGGAUUUGGGAAUUCUGGGGAAAAUCCCCAGGGAAAAGCCUAAGCACACCCCGGUGCUUUAUCCCAAAAAUGCUUGGAGCAAGGAGCGAGUUCCCAGAGAGUGGGAACAGCCACGGGGAAGCUGAAAACGCCAGGAAUAAUCCAGGAAAAAGUGGGAAAAGGAACGUCACCUUCCUCAUCACCGCCAUCCGCGUCUUCUCCAGCCCGUCCUUGGUGCCGCUCCGCGCCGCCCGCAUCAGCUGCGACAUCUGCGAACGGGAUCCGGGAGCCGGGAUCAGGGAUCCGGGAUCAGGGACCAGGGAUGAUCACAGGGAUCACAGGGAUCACAGAUCAGGGAUUGGAAAGCUCGAGGCAGCCCCGGGAUCGCCGGCCGGAUCCGGUUCCCCCUCAGGAACAUCCGUGGAGCGCCGUUCCCUGUUUUCCCCCGCAGGCGGGAGCAGCAGGCACAGGCGGGGUGCUCCGGGAUCCCGGCAGGAUCCCGGCAGGAUCGAUCCCGGCAGGAUCCCGGCAGGAUCCCGGCAGGAUUCGCAAGCGGCCGAAGCGGGAUGGCGCAGCAGAGCCGAGCGCAGCCCGGGAAGGGAGCGGGAGCGGAGCCGGGAGCGGAUCCAUCCCUUCCCUGGGCCGGGAUUGGAUGUGGGGGAGAGGAAGAGGGGGGGACGGGCCUUUCCCUGCCCAAAUCCCAGCGCUUCAUCCCAAAUCCCAGCGUUUUAUCCCAAAUCCCAGCGUUUCAUCCUAAAUCCCAGUGUUUUAUCCUAAAUCUCAGCGUUGCACCCCAAA